GCGACUUUCACAAGCUAGGGGCGUGUGUUGCUACUUCGCGCUUAGUAAAUGGGUAACUAGUAUAUGGACAACAUAUCAUCAAACGCGGCUGCAGAAAGUAAAGGGAAGGUGUGAGAUUGCGAUGGAUUCUGGCCUCGAUCCUUUCGGACCCAUGGCGUCGAAGGGUUCUGGCAGAUCUCCACAGCCUACAGACAACACAACUAAAAGGGAAAGCAAUAAGGGUAAAGGUAAAAAGUCCGCCCUUCAAGAAGCUAGAAGAAAAGGAAGAAUGGACAGAAGCAAGGGAGAAGAAGAGAUAAGCAAUCAGCUGAAAAACCUGGAUUUGCACAGCCGGACCAGAGCUGCUGGCACAGGCCUUGUCUCCUCAGAUAUUUUCACUCAAUACCACUGCCUUUGGGAUACAAGCCAUCCAGAAUGCCCAGAGCGAAUCAGUGCUGUGAUGGACAUGGCUGAAAAGCAGGGUCUGCUUGCCCGCUGUGUGAGUGUGGAGCCCAGAGUUGCCACAGAGGAGGAGCUGUUGCUUGUUCACACGAAAGAAUACAUCGAGCUCAUGACUCGGACAGCGACGAUGGCGGAAGAGGAGCUGAAGUCUCUGUCUGACACUUAUGACUCCAUCUUCAUCCAUCCAAAUUCCUUUAAAUGUGCCUCCUUAGCUGUGGGUGCUGUCCUGCAGCUAGUCGAUAAGGUGAUGAUGUCAGAGAUCCGAAAUGGCUUCUCUAUUGCCAGGCCACCAGGCCAUCAUGCUCAGGCUGGCCAAAUGAAUGGCUACUGCAUGUUUAAUAACCUGGCAAUAGCAGCACGCUAUGCUCAGAAGCAACACGGGGUAAAACGAGUCUUAAUUGUGGACUGGGAUGUGCAUCAUGGGCAAGGAAUCCAAUACAUUUUUCAAGAGGAUCCAAGCGUGCUGUACUUCUCAGUGCACCGGUAUGAGGAUGGAGCGUUCUGGCCUCACCUGAAGGACUCUGACAGCAAUGUGAUUGGCACUGGUCCAGGAGAGGGCUACAAUAUCAACCUGCCCUGGAAUCAGACGGGAAUGAAAGAUGGAGACUACCUGACGGCCUUUCAGCAGCUUCUCCUGCCUGUGGCUUAUGAGUUCCAGCCAGAGCUAGUGUUGGUGGCCGCAGGCUUUGAUGCUGUGGUUGGGGACCCCAAGGGAGAGAUGUCUGCCAGUCCCCAGUGUUUUGCUGUCCUAACUCACCUGCUGAAAGGUCUUGCUCAGGGUAGACUAGUACUUGCCCUGGAGGGUGGAUAUAACUUGCAGUCCACAGCGAAGGGUGCCUGUGCCUGCCUGAAGUCAUUACUGGGCGAUUCCUGUCCCCGCCUUAAUGCGCCUGUGGCUCCGUGUGAAAGUGCCCUUACGUCCAUCUCAGAGACCAUCACUGCCCUUUACCCGCACUGGUCCUGUCUUCAGACAUUUGAGGGAGGUCCCCUACCACAGCAGUCAGAUGAACCAAACGAGGACCAACCAGGCAGCCAGCUUACUGGCCUAGUAUAUGACCAAAGGAUGAUGGAGCACCACAACAUGUGGGAUGUUCAUCACCCAGAACAGCCAAUGAGGAUUGCUCGCAUUUUCUCGCGGCAUGAGGACCUGGGACUGGUUGCCCGAUGCUACAGCAUACCUGCUCGUCUGGCCACAGAGAAAGAGCUGGCUCUGUGUCACAGCGUCGGGCACAUCCAGAAAAUCAAGGGCACCGAGGCUAUGAAGCCCCGAGACCUGCACAGGCUGGGGGGAGAGUACAACUCCAUCUUCAUCAACAAUGAAAGCUACAAGUGCGCCCGUCUGGCAGCGGGGGCCUGCUUCAACGCUGCACAGGCUGUUCUGAUUGGAGAGGUGAGAAACGCUGUGGCCAUUGUCCGGCCUCCAGGUCACCACGCUGAGGUAGACAAGGCAUGUGGCUUCUGCUUCUUCAACACGGCGGCGCUGACGGCGCGCUAUGCUCAGAGCCUCUCGCCCAGCCAUAAGCCGCUGCGGGUUCUCAUCUUGGACUGGGACGUUCACCACGGCAACGGCACCCAGCAUAUCUUCAUGGAGGAUGACAGUGUGCUGUACGUCUCACUACAUCGAUAUGAGGAUGGUACAUUCUUCCCUAACUCUGAGGAUGCCGACUAUGACAAAGUCGGGGAGGAAAAAGGUCGUGGCUUCAACGUCAACAUUCCCUGGAGUGGAGGGAAGAUGGGAGACUCAGAGUACCUGACAGCCUUCCACCACAUUGUCAUGCCCAUCGCCACGGAAUUUAGCCCAGACCUGGUGCUGGUGUCUGCUGGUUUCGACGCUGCCCGGGGAGACCCUCUGGGAGGCUACCAGGUGACCCCUGAGGGCUAUGCCCUCCUCACCCAUCAGCUCAUGACCCUGGCAGCCGGAAGAGUGAUCAUCAUUCUGGAGGGUGGCUAUAACCUGACCUCCAUCUCUGAGUCGAUGGCCAUGUGCACCAGCAUGCUACUGGGAGACUCCCCACCACUGCUGCCCCCCCAGCCCCCUCCACAUCCAAAUGCCGCCAUCAGCAUCAACAAUGUCCUGCGGGCUCACGCCCCCUACUGGAGCUCUUUGAGAAUACAAAUUCCCCAUUCCCUGCGGUUGUCUUUGCCUUCCCCCAAAACGAGAGGCAAGAGGACACCUACUGGAAAAGGCAAAAAAUCUCCGCGGCAGUCGACUCCUGCCCAAAGUCCCGGGCAGAGGGAUUCACCAGAAACAGCCUCCCCUGUGGCCUCAUCGCAGGGCACUGCCAAUGAGUCAGGCCUGGAGGACCUCACCAAGGGCCUGUUCUCACUAGACCUGAACACAACUACCUCAGCCAAUAACAGCCCAUCGUCAGUUGCUGUGGGAGGGGCCAGACGGAAAGUCAAGCCCGGCCCUCAGGAAGGAUCCGAAAUGAAGAAGGGAGCAUCACCUGGGAACGUGACCUCAGACAACAUGGAGGAGGAGGAGGAGAACAAAGACUACCCACAGGAAAAUGCACAAUCUACAUCUGAGAUGCAGCCGGUUGCUGAAACUGGCUCAGCGACCAUAGCAACAGUUGACCAAGACAGUGUGGAACUUGAGGGGGCUUGUGGCACAUCAAAGAGCAUCUUUAUCAUCUGUGGAGGCGAAGAGAUGGAUUCAGGUGCGGUGCAGCCUCUGGCCUGGUGCCCCCAUUUGGAGGCGCUGAAGCCUGUUCCCCCUACAGGCAUAGGCUUCCAGCAACCGUGUGAGGAAUGUGGAUCAGAGGAAGAGAACUGGGUCUGUCUCUGCUGUUACAAGGUGCUUUGUGGUCGCUUUGUUAAUGAGCACAUGGUGAUGCAUGGCGUGGCGUCUAGUCAUCCCCUGGUGAUGAGUUUCUCUGAUAUCUCUGUGUGGUGCUACCCAUGCGAGUCCUACAUCGACAACAAGGCCCUUUAUGAUGCCAAGAACACAGCCCACGCGGCGAAGUUUGGGCAGGACAUGCCCGCCCUUACAGUGGAGAAGCCGGUCGAAGGAUCCUGGCCGUGAGAGUGUGUGUGUGUGUGUGCGUGUAUGUGUGUGUGUGUGGAACACGCCCUCAGGUGGCAGGGAGAAGUACUGUUGUCACAAAGCAAUAUCAGCAGUCGUGAUCAGACAGGCUGCGGCUCCCUAAGAAGACCCAGACGUGCCUCCAUCAUCUUCUGUCUUCUCCUUGAACCUCCUCUGGUGCUCCUCACAUUAGUUUGUUCUCCAGGAAAGAAAAUAAGCUGACCAUAGCUGUGUUUGUAUACAAAAGACUUUUUAUUUUCUAAUGUUUUGAAAGAUCUUUUUUAAUGGGAGGUUGUUCUGUCAUUUCUCCCUCAUUUCUUUUGGUUUUUGGUUUGGUGCCAAAAAUGAGGGGGAAAAUUGCCAAAAUACUUCACCUGAGUGAUCCAAAGGUACCAAAAGGACUUAGUGUGAGUUUUUUUUGUGUUCCUCAGACUACUUUUGCACUCCUUUGCAUGCCCUUUUAUGUCUCCUUACUGUACGUCUCUGUUAGCAUACAAUAUUCUGCCUUCCUUUAGGUGUAUCUUUUAAUGGGAGUGCAAAAGUAUUUUAGGCCAAACAUCCCAAUGAGGCCUUUUAGCCGCUUUGUGCAGAACUAGUGUGUGCUGCUUCAGCUUUUCCUUGGCUUUUCCAUCAUAUGUGACUACAGACAAUUAUGGAAUUCUGCAGCAAUCAUACUCCACCAUAUGUAAACUUUUAUCAUUAUUUGAAACCCCCCCCCCCAUCUUCUUUCUGACUCAACCAUUACCUUUCACCUGUUUGCAACCUCAAACAUUGACAGAUCUCAGUCCUCCAGAAGAAUUUGUUUUGGGCAGAAUUUUAAGACACAACAAGAGCAAGCAAAGACAUCGAUCUGAACUGCUGACCUUACUGUAUUAGUACCGUAUGUACACAUAAUCACAGCAUCCUGACAGUCAUCUAAAUGGAUGAGAAGUGCAGUUAGAUGUCACUUUUAGAUGUGCAGAAUGAGCACAAGUUCUUCUGAGGUGAGCUAAUGUCAUAUUUGCAGUUGAGAGAUUUUAGAUUGCAGCAGAUUUUCUGAAGUGUGAAUGUCAUAUUGCAAUAACGUGUUUUUUCUUUGCGAUAUCACUUUUUUAUCAGUGUUGCACGAUCAUAGCCAAUCCAAUACACACAAUGAUGUAGGUGUGGUGCUAGUUCUUAUCACCAGCGAUGCUCAAGUCACUUUGGGGUAGUAAUUUCCUAUGGCAUGCUCCGUAGGAAGCACACUGCACAAUACAGGAGUUGUGAAGGAUGAAGGAAUUCCCACAUUUUUACAGUUGGUCUCUCCAUGCUCUUGAUUGUUAAGCUUCUGCUGCCACCUUGCAGAUGAGCUAGCUUUGCAGAAUGUUGAUGUUAGCGUAUAUUAGCGAUAUUAUGUAUUGUGUGACACACAGACACAGACAUCCCUUACAUUACAUGCACAGAGUUUUGGACAGGACUACUGUGAAACAUUUCAGGGUUGCUAAAUUCUUACACUUUUAUAAGUGUAACAUAAAUUAGACAAGAUAUUGUUCUUGCCAAUCACAUUACUGUUAUGAGGUUCCUCGUUUACUCAUGUAAUGUUAGGAAAAUCAUAAUCGUCUUUGGAUAAUUUGAUUGCAUGUCUGACUCGUAGGCAUGGAAGGCAAGCCUAGCUGCUUGAUUGUAAUAACUAACAGUCUCUGUGACUUGAGACGCAACCCACUGGUUUGAUUUUCUCCUCAGUCAGGUUUUGCAAUAGAGUUUGACUACUCAGCACUGUUUGAAGAAGUUGGUAGCACAUCUGUUUUGUACAGCUAAUGAUGUGCAGACCAGUGAAUCCAAUGAGGCAGGCCACCAGACCACUCACAAUUAGGGUUUGGUCAUUAUGGCCUAACUUGCCAAAGCAGUUUGAUUUGGUUAGCAUUUUGGCGUAAGGCAUGAGUCCAGGAACCUGAUUCACAGUGCAAUACUAUUAUAUUUUUUGACAUUGAUACCUUAGGACAGUUAGUGGAUCAAUUGUUAAAUUUGUAUAUAUCUUUUAUCAUCUCUCUCUCUCUGCACCUGAUGCAAAUGUCCAAUGCCAAUGUAUCUGUUCUCACCUGUAGCAAACAAAUCUGUAACUUAUUGUUUAUUCUUUGAAAACAUUCUCAUUAAAAUACAUCAAUUGUGA
Clupea harengus (Atlantic herring) is the source of this 5594-nucleotide messenger RNA. RefSeq names its product histone deacetylase 6 (gene hdac6). Gene Ontology annotation, biological process: epigenetic regulation of gene expression. NCBI's taxonomy places the organism in Eukaryota, Metazoa, Chordata, Actinopteri, Clupeiformes, Clupeidae. The record is from RefSeq and is a predicted model, not a curated record. Gene Ontology annotation, molecular function: histone deacetylase activity; zinc ion binding. Gene Ontology annotation, cellular component: histone deacetylase complex.